AUGAGCUCGAACCCUCCUCAGUCGGGCAACCAAGGACAAAGCACCGCUACUCCCGCCGCUUCGACCCAGCCCGCAUCCUCUACCCCCCUGGCUGCCACCCAGGCGCCAGCCAGAUCUUACGCCAACGCAACUAAGAAGUCCGCGACGGACUCCACCGCCGCACCCGUCACCGUGGGCGGUUCAGCGCAACAUGGGCAGUCGAGCUCUGUAUCUGUGAACGGCAAACCCAUGCAAAAUCAAUCUUCUUCUGGCGUGACCAUUGUCAAUGGAGCACCUACUGCUUCCGCUCCGUCCGGCGAUCACUCCCGCAAACCAUCUGUGACCAUCACCUCGAGCGGUACCUCUGGCUACAUGCCCAACGGCGGUGGCCCUGCUAGUCGGCCCAACAGUCUCCAGUUCGGAUUCCAACAGAGUUCUCCCAACAUGGGUGCUCCUGCUGUGCCUGCCUCCAACCAGGCCCAGGCUGGACUUGGUGCCCCUUCGACCAACCCCCGCGUGACGUCCCCUCAGACUUCUCCCUCGCCGAUUCCUCAGCCCGCCUCCAGCGGCGGUCGCCCACCUCCAUCCACUUACCAGGCGCAAGGAAAUGUGCCGAACUUUGGUAGCUUCGGAGAAGCUGUUGAUCCUUCUAUUGCACACGGUGCUCAGCACUUGCGCCGCGAGUCCUCCCAAUCCACUCACAGCGACAUGAGCAACCACAUGGGCAACGGCCCUGGACGCUCAGGCUACCAGGGUGGCCGUGGUCGCGGAUACUCCCAGCCCGGUUACCAGGGACAGCAGAUGCCCUACUCCCCUAACCCCGGUUUCCGACAGACCCCCAACCAGCCACGGGGUGGUCCUAACAUGGGUCCCCAAUUCCACGGCUCCAACCAGGGUCGUCCGUUGGCUCCCUACCCUAACUCGCCUCAUCAAGCCAACCGCAGCCCUGCCUUGGCCAACGUUAACCCUACUACUCCUCAGAUGAACCAGGUUCCAAUGGCACACCCCCAAAUGCCUCAACAACCCUACGGUUACGGUCAACAUAUGGGCCCUCAAGCUGUGAGAUCCCCCCCUUCUCGUUCUUCCCAGGAUUCGUGGCGUCGUCCCCAAAGGAACCUUCAGAGCUCUUGGCGGCGUAGAGAUAACCCUCCACGCUCUCCCGAGUACCCCGUGAAUCUUGCUCCGGAAAGUGGUCAAUUUGAACAAAUUCUAACAAUGGUUAAAUUUCAACAGUCUUUCCCCAACGCUUACGAUCCCAACUACGCGGGCUAUUACAACCCGAACGGUGGUUACUACAUGGGACCCCCCUCGCCCCAGCCUCGUGCUGCUGGCAUGCCCUACAACCCUCAGUACAUGGGACAGCAAUUCCCUAACCCCAUGCCUCAGGCGGCGCCACUUUCACGUACUCCCUCACAGGUAUCUACUGAUCGUCCAGGUUCGAGCCUCGGCCAAGGAGCCGCCCCCACUGGUCCUGCUGUCGCAAGCCACACCCACACUGGCAGCCGCGCCUCCAACAGCCCCGCUCCCAAGCCCCACUUCAUUAUUCCAUCGGCCAAGAAGAGCCCGAUCAUCAUCAAGGAUCCUAACAGCGGCUCAGUCAAGACCUUCGAAAAGAACCCCGCAUCCCCUGCUCGUGCUACCCCUUCGCCCGUGAAGUUCACUCCCCCUCCUACAUCCACUCCCCCUCCUCGCACUGCCAGCGCGUCUGAGCACACUCGUACCGAGAGCAAGGCAAAUGCGACCAAGACUGAUGAGGAGAAGAAACAAGAACUGAAGGAUGCCGUUCGCAUGAAGAUCCAGCAGGACGAGGCUGCUCAGAAGCAACGUCUGGCUGAUGAGGCUUCUCGCAAGACUGAAGCUGUGUCUACCGAUGCCAAGAAGGAUGAAACUGAGUCUGCCCGGGCUGCUAUUGAAGAUCUUAGCAUCAAGGAUAAGGCCACGCCCGUUGAGGAGCCCAAGAAGACUCAGGCAGUUGAAGAAUCCAAGGAAGCUGCGCCUGCUGAAGAACCUAAGAAGGCACCUGCUCCAGCUCCUGCCCCUGCUCCCGUAGACGACGAGCCCGACUAUGAUGCCAUCGAGCGUGAAUUGGCCGAGAUUGAGGCCAAGGAGGCCGCUGCUGAGGCAGACUACAACCGCGCAAAGCAAGCUAAGAAAGAGGAAGAGAAGCGUAAGGAACGCGAGGAACUCGAGAACUACGAAGCCAACAUGAAGAAGGCCGAGGCCGAGGCCGAGGCCCGCGAGAUUGCCCGCGAGAACGCUGCUCGUGCCGGAGGCGAUUCUGCUGCCCAGGACGACAGCAAGGAGAUGUUCGCCUCGCUCAAGAAGGGCGGAUUCUCUGCCACUGAGUCUUCCACACCUGGCGACAGUGGUGCUGCUACCCCUUCGUCUGACAUGGGCCCGCCACCCAAGCCCGCCAGCGCUAUCCCCAAGAAGCCCGCUGGCCUCAAGCUUGAUACCCCCAAGCCCACCGAGCCCUUGCAAGCCACCGCAGGCAUGAAGUCUUUGCAGAAUGCCAAGUUCUUGAAAGACCUCAGCAAAGUUACUUACCCGCCAUCCAUUACCCCUCCUGACGCCACUAUGAACGCUGCUGCACCCGAAGGCCGCAAAUUCCACUACGACCGGAACUUCCUGCUGCAAUUCCAGGCUGCAUUCAAGGAUAAGAUCUCUGUGGACUGGGACUCCCGUCUGCGGGACACAGUCGGUGAUCCCACCGACUCUUCCCGUCCCCAGUCUGCCCGCACUCCUAGCAUGGGUAGCCGUGCUGGCUCUCGCAACAGUGCCAUGGGCACUCCCUUCAGUGGAGCCACUGCCAUGGGCAGCUUCAAUGCCCCAACUGGCCGACCUGGUCAAAUGCCCCCUAUGGGCAGCGGGCCGAUGGGUAGUCGCAAUGCGUCCGGCUUCCAAUUCGGACGUGGCGGUGGUGGCAUGGGUCCUAUUGCAAAUAUUCGCUCACAAUCUCAAGGCGUUCCUCCUCGUGGGAACUCGAGCAAGGGUCCCCGCACUGACAGCCGACAGAGCAAGAAGCACGGUGGCCGACAGGACGUGGCGCAAGACAAGUCGAUGCCUCUUACCGCUGGCAUGGACCUGAAGGCAAUCCAAACCUCCGCGACUGGCUGGAAGCCUCGCAGUGUCGGACAGGCUGCCGGUGCUGGUCCCGCCCCUGGUGGCGAUGGCUACUUGGCACCUGAUGUCGUGCAGCGCAAGGUCAAGGCUGCCCUUAACAAGAUGACUCCGGAGAAGUUCGACCGUAUCUCUGGUCAGAUCCUCGACAUUGUUUCCCAGUCCAAGGAUGAGUCCGAUGGCCGUACCCUGCGCCAGGUUAUCCAACUUACAUUCGAGAAAGCUACUGAUGAGGCUCACUGGGCCCCUAUGUACGCCAAGUUCUGUAAGAGCAUGCUCGAGAGCAUGAGCCCAGAAAUCAAGGAUGAGAAUAUUCGUGACCGAAAUGGCACCGUUGUUGCUGGAGGAAGUCUGUUCCGCAAGUACUUGCUCAACCGCUGCCAAGAAGAAUUCGAGCGUGGCUGGAAAACUAACCUGCCUGAGAAGCCCGAGGGCGUUACUGAGGAGGUUCAAAUGCUAUCUGACGAAUAUUACAUCGCUGCCGCCGCUAAGCGUCGUGGUCUUGGUCUCGUCAAGUUCAUUGGUGAGCUUUACAAGCUCGGUAUGCUUACAGAGCGUAUCAUGCACGAGUGUGUGAAGAAGCUCGUGGACUACGAGGGUGUCCCCGAUGAAGCCGAGGUCGAGAGUUUGACUAGCUUGCUUCGCACCAUCGGUGCCUCCCUUGAUGCCUCCGAGAAGGGACCUGCUAUGAUGGACGCCUACUUUGCUCGCAUCAACAUGAUGAUUGAGACGCCUAACUUGCCCAGCCGUCUUCGCUUCAUGCUUCUGGAUAUUAUUGAUUUGCGUGCUGCCCGCUGGAACUCCAAGGACUCCGAUAAGGGUCCUCAGACCAUCGUUGAAAUUCGCGAGGCUGCUGCCCGUGCCCAGCAAGCCGCUGAAGCUGAGCGCCAACGCCAGUCCAGCAACCGUGGAGGCGGUGGUCGCAUCCCCAUGGGUCGCGGUGACGCCCGCGGAUUCGGAUACGGAAACCAGGCCCCUCCUCCCGAUUACGCAUCUAGCAAGGUUGGCAGCGACGAUCUCCGCCGUCUGCGUGCGACUCGCAACACCAACCAGCCCAUGUCAUUCGGUCCGUCCAGCCUUCUCGGCUCCCGUACCAACAGCGGCCGCAAGAACCUCGGUCCCGGUGGUAGCCUUGUCCGUGGUAGCGACGACAGCGCUGCCAGCAGCCGCACCGGCACUCCUACCGGCAGCAAGAAGGAGGACAACUCUUCUAUGAACGCUUUUAGCGCGCUUGCCGCACUUGAAGAUCGGGAUAACAUGGCCACCUCGCCACCGUCAAACCCCACUUCCCCAGUGCUCACCAAGACGCAGCCCGCUUCUACGGAACGUCGUCCCUCAAAAACCCCGUCUGUCAAGGACGGCGAACCCACAGCAUAG
This is a messenger RNA of Penicillium griseofulvum, 4476 nucleotides long. Its product is annotated as putative eukaryotic translation initiation factor subunit eIF-4F. The record is from RefSeq and is a predicted model, not a curated record. NCBI's taxonomy places the organism in Eukaryota, Fungi, Ascomycota, Eurotiomycetes, Eurotiales, Aspergillaceae. The coding region runs from base 1 to 4476 and encodes 1491 amino acids. Gene Ontology annotation, molecular function: translation initiation factor activity; protein binding; mRNA binding. The transcript has 6 exons. Gene Ontology annotation, cellular component: eukaryotic translation initiation factor 4F complex.